AUGUCAGGAGGCCGCGAAAGGAAAGGACCUGCCAGCUCUACUGUUUCCCUGUUUCUGGGUCUUCUUCUAAGACCUAGUAUUGACAAGCACAAUCUCAAUGUGGCAAAUCUGUAUAUGCACAAGGUCAAUAUACUUUCAACGUACAAACCAACCAUGCACAAGGAAGGGUAUACUAUAGAGAGGCCAAUCCCAAUGAAGCUACAGGCAUACAUGAAGACAAAGGAGAUAAGGAAGGGAUACAGACGUGUACGCGAGGCACUAGAACCAAUGCCUCGAACCCUGGCACGCAUAGGUUUAAACCAAGAGGGAGAGGAAGCAGAGGAGGCUCAAAGGCCUCAGGCAGAGGAUGAGGGAGUAAGGCAGGAGAGGGAGAGGGAGAAAAAGAGGAAGAGGGUGGAAUUAAAGAGGAAGAGGGAAGAAAGAGAGAAGAUGAGAAAGGCAGAGGAGAAGAGAGCAAAAAGAGAGAGGCUUGAGGAAAUUGCUCGAAAUGAGGAAGAGGAAAGAGUUAGAAGAGAAACCGCUAAACAGAACUUGGAGCUUUUCUCAAGUUCCAAAGAUGAAGAAUCACAAGAGCGUCCAGAUGCUAUUGGGUCUAAUACAGCAAAUGACGGGGAAGACGCUCUUGAUGAUGAUGUUCCUGGGUCAAAUACAGCAAAUGAAGGGGAAGACGCCCUUGAUGAUGAUGUGGGCGUAGCUGUUGAGUUUGAAGAGAAUGAAGAGGAUGAUGAGAGAGAAGGAGAAGUAGCUGCUCUACCUCAGGGCGAGCUAGAGCAACCUAGGACCGUGAAUAGGCACAUAUACUUUCCUAGCCUAACUCCAAGUGCAACCACAUCUUCUGACUCUGGUGGUCGAGACACCGAGAUCAUUCAACAAGAGCUAAAACACAACAUGGCCCAUGUAGAGCCAUCUCCUUUUGCAUUUGCUUUGGAUGAGGUUCGAUCAUCCUUAGCAGUAUUGAGGGCUGAGUCUUUGACAAAUUCCUCUCAUCUCGAUCGCUUACAAGAAUUGACGGCAAGCAAUGCAGAGAUCCUGCAAAGGGUCCUUGCCCACAUUCAGAGGGAUGGAGCUUCCACUUCAUCUCAAGACACUCAAGCGCUCAUUCCUCUGAAUGUGCCGGUCGACUAUGUCACCCAGACGACGAUGAAUGCUCUAGGUGACCGUCUCCUACAGAAGGUGGCCAACUUCACUUUCGACUUUAAUAGCAUAGCCAAGCAUGCAGCAGUCGAGAUGCGUCAUUUGUUGGCAGCUGUUAAAUACAAUACGGAUAUGGAGAUUCUCAAGGUCACAAUGGCAACAUCAGAGAUUGUUGAGCUCUUAGAUGCAAAGAUCAAGGCCAUGCCUCCGACGAACGUACAGAAACCAAAGAGGAAGAUUGAGCCACCAACUGCAUGUGCCGAGGCCUCAAAGAAUAGGAGGCUUGACAACGAUGAGGACCCAGACCAGUCUGGCUCUCAAAGUUGCCAAGAGGGGGAGAACCAACCAGCAGCCACUAAAAGUUCUAUUCCAAAGGCUGCCCCCUCUACUUCUACUCCUCGACAACAAGCGCAAGCACCACCAAGUCAAAUAUCUAAGGCUGCGCAGGCACAUGCAGAGGAUAAAAGAAAGAGAAAGAUGCCCGCUUCAUCAGCAGCAGAACCAGAAGGGCGUAAGAAGGGUGAAGAGGACGUGAUCCAACUCCUUUCUGUGUACACCUCUUCAUCCUCUUCAGAGCCCUUAUCAUUAUCUGCAGAGUAUGUCAUGGAGACUACUCCGCCUUCAAAGAGGGAUGAUGAAGAAGAAGUAGUGGUAGUCAAUGUCGCCGAUCCAGAACUUCUGAGAUGCCAAGAACCAGAGGGGGCGUCUAUUCCAACAGUUGUCCCACUUGAAGAAGUUAUUGUUGUUGCACCACCACCACAUCAGAACACGCAUAGAGCCAAGGUCCCUGUUCAAGGGACCAGAGUCGUCACACCUGCUAUGAGGCAGGGGGUCCCCGUCAGAGCUCGUAAGCCAGAGGCAGGCAAUAACAGCAAGCCUCAAAGCUCCAAACGUCCCAUUGAUCGAGUAUAA
Molecule: messenger RNA, 2046 nt
Organism: Cynara cardunculus var. scolymus (artichoke)
Lineage: Eukaryota; Viridiplantae; Streptophyta; Magnoliopsida; Asterales; Asteraceae
Exons: 2
Coding region: 1-2046 (681 amino acids)
Molecular function (GO): protein binding
Source: RefSeq, a predicted model, not a curated record